Numida meleagris (helmeted guineafowl) is the source of this 1578-nucleotide messenger RNA. Its product is annotated as carnitine O-palmitoyltransferase 1, muscle isoform-like. Gene Ontology annotation, cellular component: mitochondrion. The transcript is spliced from 12 exons. Gene Ontology annotation, molecular function: carnitine O-palmitoyltransferase activity. Gene Ontology annotation, biological process: carnitine metabolic process; fatty acid metabolic process. The record is from RefSeq and is a predicted model, not a curated record. Lineage: Eukaryota; Metazoa; Chordata; Aves; Galliformes; Numididae. The annotation marks the transcript as partial.
GUGAGCGAUUGGUGGGAGCAAUACGUUUACCUGCGCAGCCGCGGCCCGCUCAUGGUCAACAGCAACUACUACGCCAUGGAUUUCCUCUACGUGACGCCCAGCCACGUUCAGGCCGCACGGGCGGGCAAUGCCGUGCACGCCAUCCUGCAGUACCGCCGCAAGCUGGACCGCGGCGAGAUCCCGCCCACCAUGGCGCUGGGCGUCGUGCCCAUGUGCUCCUCGCAGUCGGAGCGGAUGUUCAACACCACGCGCAUCCCGGGCAAGGAAGCGGACACCCUGCUGCACCUGCUGGACAGCAAGCACCUGGCCGUCUACCACCGCGGCCGCUUCUACAAAGUGUGGCUGUACCACGGCGGGGCUCCGCUCCCGCCCCGCGACCUCGAGCUGCAGUUCCAGCGCAUCCUGGACGACCCUUCCCCACCGCAGCCCGGCGAGGAGCGGCUCGCGGCUCUGACCGCCGGGGACCGGGCACCGUGGGCCGAGGCGCGGUCGCGGUUCUUCAGCCGCGGCACCAACAAAGCGUCGCUGGACGCCAUCGAGCGCGCCGCGUUCUUCCUGACGCUGGACGAGGACGCGCACGGCUUCAGCGCCGACCACGAGGGCUGCAUGGACGCCUACGCCAAAUCGCUGCUGCACGGGCGAUGCUACGACCGGUGGUUCGACAAAUCCUUCACGCUGGUGGUCUACAGCAACGGGAAACUGGGAGCCAACGCCGAGCACUCGUGGGCCGACGCUCCCAUCAUCGGGCACCUCUGGGAGUUCAUGUUGGCGACCGACAAGUUCGUUCUGGGCUACGGUGAAGGGGGGCACUGCGUGGGGGACCCCGACACGCGGCUCGCGCCCCCACAGCGCCUGCAGUGGGACAUCCCGGAGGAGUGUGGGGCGGCCAUCGAGGCGUCGUACCGCGUGGCCAAGGCGCUGGCGGAGGACGUGGAUUUCUGCUGCUUCCAGUUCACCGCCUUCGGGAAGGGGCUGAUGAAACGCUGCCGCACCAGCCCCGACGCCUUCAUCCAGAUCGCGCUGCAGCUCGCCCACUUCCGCGACAAGGGCGGCUUCUGCCUGACCUACGAGGCCUCCAUGACGCGGCUGUUCCGCGAGGGCCGCACCGAGACCGUGCGCUCCUGCACGGCCGAGUCCACCGCCUUCGUGCGCAGCAUGGCCGACCCCCGGCACAGCCGCUCGGAGCGGCAGCGCCUGUUCCGGCUGGCGGCGGAGAAGCACCAGCUCCUGUACCGCCUGGCCAUGACGGGCGCGGGCAUCGACCGCCACCUCUUCUGCCUCUACGUCGUGUCCCGCUACCUGGGCGUGCAGUCCCCUUUCCUGGCGCAGGUGCUGUCGGAGCCCUGGCGCCUGUCCACGAGCCAAACCCCGCAGCAGCAGCUGAAGAUGUUCGACCUCAACGAGCACCCGGACCACGUCUCCACCGGCGGCGGCUUCGGGCCGGUCAGCGCCGCCGUGGGGCGCCAUGGGGCGCGGGGACCCCCGGGGCAUCGCUGGGGGGGCGGGGGAGCCACCGGUCCGCGGCUGGAGCUCAACCGCGCCGCCCCACUGCGCCGACCCCACCCGAGCCCGACGUGA